This is a messenger RNA of Oryzias melastigma (Indian medaka), 896 nucleotides long. It is a transcript of the gene pebp1, whose product is annotated as phosphatidylethanolamine binding protein 1. Lineage: Eukaryota; Metazoa; Chordata; Actinopteri; Beloniformes; Adrianichthyidae. The record is from RefSeq and is a predicted model, not a curated record. Gene Ontology annotation, biological process: negative regulation of MAPK cascade. The transcript has 4 exons. Bases 49 to 612 code for a protein of 187 amino acids.
CUCCUCGGUGCAGCGCGCGCCUCAGACGCAGAGAGCAAACACCGCGAAAUGCCCGUCGAUGUGAGCCAGUGGUCCGGGGCUCUGGCCCUGCAGGAGGUGGAGGAGAAGCCCGCGGGGCCCCUGGUGGUGAAGUACGGCUCUCUGGAGAUCGACGAGCUCGGGAAAGUCUUCACUCCCACGCAGGUGCAGAACCGACCCACCAGCGUGGAGUGGGACGGAUGUGACCCGAGUAAACUGUACACUUUGGCUCUGACUGACCCGGAUGCUCCCAGCAGGAAAGACCCCAAAUUUAGGGAGUGGCACCACUUUCUGGUGGUCAACAUGAAGGGGAAUGACGUGUCCUCCGGUUGCGUCCUGUCAGACUACGUCGGAUCUGGACCUCCUAAAGGCACAGGUCUGCACAGGUAUGUGUGGCUGGUGUACGAGCAGCCCGGCAGCCUGUCUUGCUCCGAGAAGGUCCUCACGAACCGCUCCGGAGACGGCCGAGGAAAGUUCAAGAUCCAGGCCUUCAGGCAGAAGUACAACCUGGGAGCUCCUGUGGCGGGAACCUGCUACCAGGCCGAGUGGGACGACUACGUCCCCAAACUGUACGAGCAGCUGGCUGGAAAAUAAAAAUACGAGCGUUUUUUUCCUGCAGACGGACGAAUAAAAAACCUUCAUUAGCAUUAAAAUUAAAUCAACAAAAUCACCUGCAAUAAAUCCCCCCAAAAAUGAUUUUUUUUUUUUGUAUUUUGACUCUUUAAAAACUUGAUUGAUGAUUGCACAUAAGUGGAAAUGUACCUACUGGGAAACAAAUAAAGGACUAAUGUGUCCCACAGGAGACCUGGAUGGCAAAAAAACUGAUUAUUUUUGCAAUUCUUCUGUCUUUGUCUAAAUAAAACUCUCCAACAUUUGCA